This is a messenger RNA of Gordionus sp. m RMFG-2023, 2197 nucleotides long. RefSeq names its product serine/threonine-protein kinase NLK2-like. Gene Ontology annotation, biological process: protein phosphorylation; intracellular signal transduction. Bases 237 to 1370 code for a protein of 377 amino acids. NCBI's taxonomy places the organism in Eukaryota, Metazoa, Nematomorpha, Gordioida, Chordodea, Parachordodidae. The record is from RefSeq and is a predicted model, not a curated record. The transcript is spliced from 9 exons. Gene Ontology annotation, molecular function: ATP binding; MAP kinase activity. Gene Ontology annotation, cellular component: nucleus; cytoplasm.
UUAGCAUCCCUCAAGAUAUUACAAAUAGUGAUUCGAGUAUACUCAUUCCUGCUUUUCCCUUAUGUCCUAGAAAGGAUAAAAACGAUUUAUCACCUGAUAAAUUUAUAGGCAGUGGAGCUUUUGGGACAGUUUGGUCCGUUACUGAUCCUAGAAACAGCCAAAAAAUUGCUCUCAAGAAACUGUCGAACGUUUUUCAAAAUUAUAUAUCCGCUUUGAGGACUUUCAGGGAAAUUAAAAUGCUCAAUACCCUUAAACACGAAAAUAUAUUAUCAGCGCAGGAAUUUUUACUCCCUUCACGACUCGAAUAUUUUCAGGAAAUAUAUAUACUCAUGGAAUUAAUGCAAACCGAUUUACACAAAAUUAUGAGUUCAUCCCAAAUUUUAACUAUAAACCACAUCAAGCUUUUUCUUUAUCAAAUAUUGAGAGGUUUAAAAUAUUUACAUUCUGUCAAAAUUAUGCAUAGAGACAUAAAGCCUGGUAAUUUAUUAGUUAAUUCCAAUUGUUUACUCAAAAUUUGCGAUUUUGGCCUGGCCAGGUCUUUACCGGACCAGGACGAAACUUCGAAACGAAAUUUAUACAUGACGACAGAAGUUGUGACUCAAUAUUACAGAGCGCCAGAACUCUUAAUGGGGGCUACCUACUACAAUUGGGGUGUGGAUAUAUGGUCCGUGGGUUGUAUAAUGGCCGAGAUGUUUACCAGAAAAAUUCUUUUCGAAUCCGGGUCACCUAUCGAACAACUCGAAUUGAUCACUGAUCUCCUGGGUACUCCUCCACCUUCCGCCACUCGUUACGCCUGCCCUGCCGCUAGAGCCCACAUACUUCACCCCUCAUCCCUUCUUAAGCUUCCUUGUCUCGACCCACUCCUCUCUUUACAUCACACCACCUGUUCAGACUCUAACAAUAGUUCGCCCAAUGCUUUCAAACAGAUUCAUAGUUAUUCUACGAAUGGUUGCUCGCAAACAUUCUCGAAAAAUCAUGAUACGCACUGUAAGGAUGCCAAAGCGGAUCCUCGCCGAGUUCCGUUGACCCCCGAAGCCUUGCACCUGUUAUUGCGAACUUUGUCUUUCGACCCAGACCAUAGGAUAUCGGCUGACCGAGCAUUAACUCACGGUUUCUUGAAAGAAGGGAGGAGGAGGUUCGAGGGCCUCAAGGUAGGAGGAAAAGAUGCGAUGAGCUGUAAUAAAUGGAGCGGGUAUUACGAUCCCGGCUGUGAAAGCAGGCUAGGAUCCACCCAAAGGAUCAAAGCCGCGCUUCACGCAUACCUCAUGGAUAUAUACGAAUGGAAAAAUCCCCCUUUACUCAUUAAUCAAUUUUCACCUCUAUAUCCAAAAUUCAAAAAAACAGCCUCCCAUAUGUCCUCUUCAUCUUAAGAAAAUCGAAACCAAAUUUUACGCAGCCUCAUAUAGUAUUCCGAAACACAUUUAAAACAUUUUUUUAAACCGUAUUACAUGUUAUUUAUUCUAAAAAAUUUUAUUUAAAAAAAAUCUAUCGUAAAAUUGUUAAAUAGUUAGGGAAUGAAACACCUUCAUUUUUUUGAACACCGUAGAAAGCCCAGCAUCCUCUUUUAAAACGUUUAAUUUUAUUUAACCUAAAUCAUAUUACGAAUUCCGACGCUUCUCUGUAACCCCAUUCACAGCAUAUUUUAUAUACUUCACCGCGAAUUCGUGAUAAUUAUGAAUGCAGGGUAACCCCUCGUUCUCAUUAGCACGGAUUCGCGGCAGAUAAUACAAUAAUACAGCAUACAUUUUAUAAUUUUCUUUAAUUGUGAUUGAGGGGUAAUUCAAAGUUCAAGUAAAAGACAUAUUAUAAGUGAGUAGUCUAAAUUAGUUUUUAAUCCAAGAAUGUCGCGCAUCUUAGUUAUCUAUUUAUUUAAAAGUAAAUCGUUUGUAAUCUAUUUUUUUUUAAAAAAAAUAUAACAAUAGCACAUAUGAUACUCCCCCCUGUUAGACAUUUUUUUAUUAUACGAUUAUCGCCUGUUAGUAUGACGGGCACUAUUACUCGCUUAUUAAUUGAUAAUAUACUCCUCCCUACCUUCAUAAGCUUCUUUUUUUUUAUAAAAUAAUAAAACAUUCCAAUUAUUUUUUUAUAGCUUAGGAAAAUCUUGUUAUUUUAAAUGCAAAGUGCGCUAUAAUAAUUAUUGUGAUAAUUAGUAUUUUUGUAUAAAUUAUUUCUAAUUUUGAUUUUUUUAAACUAUCAU